Messenger RNA from Corythoichthys intestinalis (scribbled pipefish), 3163 nucleotides. Its product is annotated as gastrula zinc finger protein XlCGF7.1-like. The transcript is spliced from 2 exons. Gene Ontology annotation, biological process: regulation of gene expression. Gene Ontology annotation, cellular component: nucleus. Bases 289 to 1296 code for a protein of 335 amino acids. The record is from RefSeq and is a predicted model, not a curated record. Lineage: Eukaryota; Metazoa; Chordata; Actinopteri; Syngnathiformes; Syngnathidae.
UGCCGCUGGUGACAGACCGGAUUGCUUACUUUGGAAAAGUAGUGCUUGGAAGAAGACCAUAAACUUUUCAUCUCUCUUUAGCCCCACGACGUAAUGUAAUCGAUUGAGAGGUGGCAGAAAUUUUCGGACACGCCAAGAAUCCGUUUAGUCUCGCUUGUGCUUUGAGUGGUUUGGGUGCACGUCGAAACUUCGAGGCCAGCAUAGGUUAGCCUAGCCUCGUUUAGCCGCUAACAAAGAGAACAAACCAGGAUCGACACGUCGCCGAGCAAGCAAACGUCAAGUCCCAAAAUGUCAGGUUUCAGAAAAUAUUUUGGUCUCGAGCGGCAAGAGUCCGAGUCACCUGGCAUUAAAGAGGAAGUUGAGGACCCGCAAAUGAAAAAGGAAGACCCAAGUGACCCUCAACAACAAAAGAGAGAAGAGCAACUUCCGAUCAAAAAGGAGGAGGUAGAGCUACUAUACGUUACAGAGGAUGACGUUAUGGCCAGUCCGACUGGUGAUCCUUUGAAGAGUGAAGAGGGUCAGGGUGAGACCAGCAGAGGAGCGGCGCCUCCAAGCGGCGGCGGCAGCAGCAGCAGCAGCAGCAGCAGCAGCUCAACUGAAGGAUUGCAAGAGGACAGUUUCAUCGCUCCACUAUCAGAUAGCGAAGACGCCAUGUCACACUCGCCUGACAGUGAUGAUGAAGGUCAUAAGCAAGUUUACAGUGACGACAAACGCACAUGCUCUCUGUGUGGGAAAACCUUUGUUAAUAAGUAUACUUGUCGUCGGCACAUGAGGAGCCACACUGAAGAAAAACCUUUUUGCUGCUCAGUUUGCGGCCAAAGAUUUAGUCAGAAGAGAGGCCUAACACAACACGCAAGAACCCACACUGGAGAAAAACCUUUUUCCUGCUCAUUUUGUGGCCAAAGAUUUACUCAGAAGGGAGGGCUAACAAUACACGAAAGAACCCACACUGGAGAAAAACCCUUUUCCUGUUCAGUUUGUGGCCAAAGAUUCUCUUCAAAGGGAGGCCUAACAAUACACACAAGAACCCACACUGGAGAAAAACCUUUUUCCUGCGCAGUUUGUGACAAAAGAUUCAGUUGCAAGAGCCACUUAACAACACACACAAAAACCCACACUGGAGAAAAACCUUUUUCCUGUUCAGUUUGUGGCCAAAGAUUUUCUCAGAAGGGAAACCUAAAACAACACGCAACAACACACACUGGAGAAAAACCUUUUACCUGCUCGGUAUGUGGUCAAGGGUUCACCCUGAAGCAAAACUUUCAAAGACACACACAAACCCACGCUGGAGAAUAACCUAGUUAUGCUCAAUUUGUGGUCAAAGAUUCAGUAGCAAGAGCACCUUGAAAACACAUAAUAACCCUCACUGGUAAAAAAAAUCGUUUUUUGUGGUCAGCGAUUUAAUCAGAAGGAUCGGGUCAAAAGGCACGUGGGUGGGUGUGAGAAGCGAUUGCCUAAGACUGUUUUGCCUGUCAUGUAGUUCAUCAGUUUGUGCAUGCAAGACAAUUGUAUUCUCUGGACCUUCCUCAAAUCCUGUUGAGGAUUUGCAGCUUCGGUGCUAUGCGUGUGCUUUGUGUGAAGUGUAUUCACACUAUUGUCAAAAAAACUGGCUCACCUGAUUUAGGUUAUUAAUUUAGAUGAAGUUAAGUCGCGUGACACUUGACUAGGAUGAUCUGGCAAAUAAAAAUUGUCUCAUUGGUCGAUCCAGAUUCUUUUCACAACUUUGUUUCCUUUUUCCCCCCUUUUUUUUUUAAUUAACUGUUACUGCUAAUCUAGAAGAAUCUGCAAUGAUAGUCUAAGAACCAAUACAAGGCCUCACCAAAUCCGCACCUCGGAACAACUUUUCCUGUCAUGUUUUCUAUGUCUCCCUCCUCCAACACACCUGAAUGACAUUGACAUGCAAUGGGAAGCACCUCCCAAGGUGGUGGAAAAUGAGAGGGCUAAGAUCCUUUGGGACUACCAAAUACAGACUGAUCAGAUGGUCGUGGCCAACCAACCGUACAUCGCAUCACAUUCACGCUAUUUGAUUGGCUGAGGAGUCAAGUGCUCUCGUAAAUGUGUCUGAUCAAACCUGCAAAGUGCUCAUGCUGAUUUUAAAAAUUGUCAAAUGUACAAUAUGUAAAUUUAGUUGUCUCAUUGUAGUCCCUAGAUACCCCCCAAAUCCAUCCAAAACAUGUAUUAAACGACAUAUUAUUAAAUCAAAGUAAAAAAAUAAGAUCGAUGGAUAAAUACUUCUCUUCGGGUAACACUAAUCACACCAUAGUCCUUCUUACAACUGACAUUUAUUAAUUUGUCACCGUCAAACUAUGAACACACUAUUAGAAAAUAAAAUACAAUCAUGACAAAGAGCGUACAAUAAUGCUAUGAAGUAAAUCAAUAGAGCCAUAUUUGCUUACAAAAACAUACCUCAGUGGCAGCACAAUAAUACUGAGGGAACUAAGGUCCCAAUAAUCAGCAAUUCAACAAGGAAAACUGCUGCUAUUGGCACUAGUCCAGCAGUUAAAGUGGACGCUGCUUAAUAAGCUAGCGGGCUAAUAACGAGCUGGGGGGGAUGGGGGUUGGGUUGUCAUCGCCAUGCCCACACUAUUUACUGUUUCGCUGCCUUUUGAAAUGUCAACUGGCGUUCACCCCUGCUUCGUAAUGUGAAAGCAACAGUUGAAAGCAACAGAAAAUAGCACUGACAUGUUCGAGUGCAACAAAAGAAAGUGGACCACCCAUUUACUGUUAUGAAAUACCAGAUAUGCAUAGCAAUAACUGUACAGAUCAACCAUUUAGAUUAAUUAGACCUAAUAAAAAACACAAUUAAAUGACCAAUAAUAUACUGUACCAUCAAUGCUGAGAGGUGGCAAACGAGACACCGUUACCUGACUCCAAAAAAAAAAAAUGAAAUAAAAUGACUUGAGAACAUUCAGCUGACUGGACAAGCAUCGUAAAGUCGAAAUUACGUAAAUUGGGUACGUCGUAACCCGGGGACUACCUGUAUUGUCUUUAAAAAAUGUGUAUCCAUAGUAUCCAUGUAUUUUGACUUCCAUUAUUUGUUCAAUUGUUUGCUCUAGACAAUAAAUUCUAAUAUGCAUUUAAUGUUAUUCCUACAUUGUGACAAUGUUCACAUGAAAUUGUUGUCUACCAGUAAAAUGCACUCUUGCCGUACCCUACCAGGUCU